Molecule: messenger RNA, 1282 nt
Organism: Aphanomyces astaci
Lineage: Eukaryota; Oomycota; Saprolegniomycetes; Saprolegniales; Verrucalvaceae
Exons: 3
Coding region: 58-1251 (397 amino acids)
Source: RefSeq, a predicted model, not a curated record
AAGAAACCGAAAAAUCUUCGCGUUUGUUGCCGCUGCCGUCGCCACUGUUGAUCGAACAUGUUGGUGGGCCGAUUCCUGUCGCGCACGAUAUGCAACGUCGUGGGGUAUGCGUACCCCAUCUACAUGUCGGUCCAGUCCGCGAAGAAGGAAGAUGCGACGGACGAGCACAUCCAGUGGGUGGUGUUUUGGACUGUGAACGCGUGCUUUGCCGUGUUUGAAAUCCUCGUUGACUUCCUGGGCAACUACAUCCCGUUCUACUACGAGGCCAAGGUGUGCAUGGUCGCGUGGCUGGCGUUGCCGCAGUUUCGCGGCGCCUUGCAGAUCUAUGACAACCUCAUCGCCCCAUCGUUUGUCAAAUAUGAAAAGGCAUUGGAUGCACACAUUGACUUAGCCAGCGACAAACUGUCCCAGCUAUGUCGCGACGCGGCAUCGAUGGCGAUGCAGAAAGGCGCGGGCGCAAUCGUCCAGGGACAACAAUACAUCGUCAUGCAAGCCAUGCAACAAGCGUGGAAGGUGCCCACCAGUCCCACCAAUGCAGAAGCAUUGUCCACUAGCGCCCCUUCAAUCGCCACUCCUCCAUCCUCGCCAACGACCACACCGUCCGCCAUCGUCGUAAACGCCCCACACACGUCAACCAAAGAUGUUGUCGACGAUGCAUCGCCGCCAAUGCCAUCACUCGAGCCACCUUCGUUCCCACCACCCCCUGCAACCCCUUCACAUCGUGUCAUUGGGCUGCCAUCCACACCGGACGCCUCUUCUCGCACCGCCUCACCCCCUCUUCCCGAGGACCGUCCAUCCCCAUCUCGGCAAGACAAGGAAGCGGAACUUCUCGGCCAUUUCCGCGUGCUUCUCUCUCGCGGACUGAAGGUGCGCCACCAAACCAAGUCACGCCUGCUGCGAUUGAGUCCCAGCGGCAACUAUUUGUAUUUGGAGUCCAAGAGUCUUCGGGGCCCCAACGCCCCCGUGGUGGUGUCGCUCCUGACCAUCCAAGUCGUGGACGCGCUUGGGUCUUCGGACGUGUACUUGGCCGUGGAGACUCAUAGCGACAAGAUCACGGUCGAGGCGGAGGCCAAGAAGACGAGGGAUCUGCUGGUCGCGGGGCUCAGACUGCUGGCCUUGGCCUUCCAGAAGCAAGGGAAUCGGGCGUUGCUGCGCCUGGGCGACAUUGCAAUCAAACAGACCAAGCAGCUCGCGUUUGAUAACCUUCUGAGUCACUGCCACCGCCGCAAUACCGACAUGCGGUUGGAUUGAGCUUACUGUAACGUAAAAGUCCAAUUUAAGG